Messenger RNA from Lactuca saligna, 507 nucleotides. NCBI's taxonomy places the organism in Eukaryota, Viridiplantae, Streptophyta, Magnoliopsida, Asterales, Asteraceae. The record is from the annotation of a GenBank genome assembly.
AUGGAGGAGAAGUCGUCUGUGGCAAAAUGGGAAGGUAAGGUAUCAACAACUGUAACGAAAGCAAGUGCAAAUGAAAUAUGGUCUUUGUUCAUAGACUUCUUCAACUUCCACAACUGGUUUCCCAACAUGUCUACUUGCUACGGUGUUCAUGGCGUGAAUGGCGAGGUUGGCGGCGUGCGCUACUGUGCUGGUUUCUCUCUCCCAACUGAAGAUGGCAGUGCUGAGCAAAACUGCAGUUGGUCAAAGGAGCGGUUAGUGGCCGUUGAUCGGAACAAGAUGUCAAUGAGCUACGAGAUGGUUGAUUGCAAUGUUGGAUUCAAAUCAUAUCUUUCCACUUUGAAGGUGGUUGGUGGUGGUGAUGAAGGGUGCGUGAUUGAAUGGUUGUUUGCUGUUGAUCCGGUUGAAGGAUUGACAUAUGAUUAUCUUCUUCAGAAGUAUCAAGAUGGACUGGAUCAAACUGCGAAGAAAAUGGAGGAUUCCUUCGUUCAGAAGAAGGCCGUUCAGUAA